Juglans regia (Persian walnut) is the source of this 1530-nucleotide messenger RNA. RefSeq lists its product as uncharacterized. NCBI's taxonomy places the organism in Eukaryota, Viridiplantae, Streptophyta, Magnoliopsida, Fagales, Juglandaceae. The coding region runs from base 140 to 955 and encodes 271 amino acids. The record is from RefSeq and is a predicted model, not a curated record. The transcript is spliced from 9 exons. Gene Ontology annotation, cellular component: membrane. Gene Ontology annotation, biological process: ceramide metabolic process. Gene Ontology annotation, molecular function: hydrolase activity, acting on carbon-nitrogen (but not peptide) bonds, in linear amides.
UUACGUAAACAUCACCAAAAUCUGAAAAUGAGAUUUGCAGUGACGAUAGUCGAAUCUCUUCAAAAAAUAUAGCAAAAAAACAGUGCGCACGGGGACGGAGGAAGGAAGUGAGGGUUUCACUCAGAGAGGAGAGAGAGAGAUGGUUUGGGCAGUGAAUCAACAGAUUGCAAGAGGGAAGAGAACUCGGAUAUGGGGAGGAGCAUUGCUGUGUUUGCUUUGUCUCAUGUUGGCCACCCCCAAGAUCCCUCGCUCUCCCAAGAACCAUAUCUUCGCUGACAUGCGCAACUUUCUCGGAGUGCCUAACACGUUGAAUGUGAUUACAAAUUUCCCAUUUUUGGUUGUGGGUGUUCUGGGUUUUGUUCUCUCACUCCAAGGAAAUUUUUUUAACAUCAGUCUUCCAGGCGAGGUUUGGGGUUGGGCACUAUUCUAUGCUGGAAUAGCAGGGGUGGCUUUUGGGUCUGCUUAUUAUCAUAUGAAGCCCGAUGACAGUAGAGUGAUGUGGGAUACAUUGCCGAUGAUGAUCGCGUAUUCCUCAGUUUACUCUAGUUUUAUUGUGGAAAGAGUUGGUCUGAGGAUUGGAUUAAGUUCUCAAUGUACCCUUCUUUUAGUUGCUUUUCUUAGCGCCGCUUAUGGGAGAGCAUAUAAUGAUCUUCGGUUGUGCAUGGCGUUCCAGUUGAUUCCGUCAAUAGCCAUCCCGGGCAUGACGUAUGUGUUCCGAUCCCAGUAUACACACGCUAGAUAUUGGCUUUUUGCAGCAGGAGCACAUGUUCUAGCCAAAUUUGAAGGUGUUGCUGACAAGAAAAUAUACUAUGUAAAUCGAUACCUUAUCAGUGGGCACUCCUUGGAGCAUUUAUGUUUAGCAAUGGUUCCUGUUCUGCUCAGUGUGAUGCUAAUGUAUAGAAGCAUGAAAGUUCAAAGAUUAGGUGAUCAUAAAGAGCGUCCAGGAAGAGAGUAGGAACAACCAAUGAAGGCACGCAUGAUGAAUUAGCUAGUGGAUGACUGAUAUUUUACAGAGGAUUUUAGUUUAUUCGAGUGUAGGAUUUAGGAAGUAAUGAUUGACAGCUUUUCUGCUCGGUUCCACUGUAAGUGGAACUCUCUACUUUCCAUUUUACAGUCGCAGCACAUGGAGGGGGAUCUACUGGUGUCAUGAGAAGUUAAGGAGACAUGAAGGUGGUCAGAGAAGAUCCAACUUUCAACGUUUUGCAAGCUUUUCGAGUUUGUUUGCCAUGAUAUGUUGUACUUAUUCUACUUUUGUCUGCCAAUAAUAUUGAAUCCAAUUUUCCAAGCAUCCAAUGCAAUGAUGGGAAUUGCUGGCUAACAGUUUAAUACAUGUUUGGCACACGGGGUGCUUACAUAACAUACACAUGCUUUCACAUGCAUUUUUGUAGUUCUCUUGUACAAUCCCAUUUUGCCCUUGUAUCUACAUAAUUUUCUAAUACCCAGAUCAUGAUAUGUUCUAGUACCCAGAUCAAAAGUUUUAAAAAGAAAACAAAAGCUGCAAUGUGUUUGCAUGUGGCUACAGGAAGAUGC